GGGGGCCUAGUUAUCUUCUGACGUUGCCAGAAACCGGCCAGAAGGCAUAGAGGUUGCGUUCUCAGUUUGUUGCCAGAUUCGAGUGCAAAUCCCAUGACAGUACGCUCACACCAAAUCUCACUUCCGCGAAGCCUUCGCGAAGUGCAUCCUGAUUAGUAGGUUCCGCAUUUAGCCUAGAAUGGCAGACGAACUGUCAGAGCUUGAAGGGUCGGAAGCGUAAAAGGCACAGUAACGCGUACAACGACUCUGGCCUCGGUAUUGUCACAGCGUCACCGCUUUUAGCCCGAGCUGCGGCGUCAUGCGCGUCGCCGACAAUUCGGCGGAAGAAGCUUCGGCAGCUUCCGCCGUAGCAGCUGCCAUGGCGGAAUCUAGAAGCGGUUGGAAGGAGAACCUUUCCUGGACGAAGGGAGAGGGUACUACUUCUUCAGCGAGAUUCCGUGACACUUGCUCGGCCGCGGUGCUGUUUCAGGGAUCAGAAAUACGGAGUAGGUAUACAGUAGGUAUGGCAUAGGUACGUCUGCUACGGAGUAGCCUUGCUAUACGAACAACUAUACCUACAAUAUAGGAGAGCCCCCUGGUUCACCGUGCUGGUGGCAGCAUGGCUGGGCUGCGGGCUGGUCAUAGCGGCGUGGCUGCUCUACUCCAAGCACUCGGAGUACGUGGCGCGGAGGGAGGAAGCCCUGGGCGUGUGGUGCAAGGAGCGCGCGCUCAUGCUGCAGCAGCUGGUGCUCACCCACGCGGGGCAGACUCAGACUCUCGCGGGCAUUAUCUCAGUGAUGGGAAAGCCUGGCCGCAAGGGCAAGUGGGAGCUGGACACGUGUUUGAACGGCAGCACUUGGAAGGACUACCUCACUCACACGGCACCGACACGGCCGGGAAACACCGGGGCUGUGUCGUGUGUGUUUGUGACAGAUGAAGAGAGGCCGGCCUUUGAGAAACUGUACGGCAGCAUAAGGGACAACACUCGAAAUGUCAGCGGCCCGCACCCCAUCUACUGCCCCAAGAUCCUCGAGUUCACGACCCUGCUUCCGUAUAAUGGCACGGGCAAUGUAGACAUCAUGGCGCGGUUCUUUUCCGAAGUUCCCCUGGCCGAGGAGGGUAAACACUUCUACACGUGGCCGUAUCCCCUAGCGAACCAAUUGGAUCACGCAGGAUUCGGCGUGGCCUUUCCUCUUCGCCGCAGCCUGCCCGCGAACCACUCUAUUGAUCCAGCAGCGCCCACGGUGUAUGGGACGCUGGGCGCCUCUGUGGAUGUGACAUCCAUUGCAAAGAAGGUCCUAGAGGAGCUCUAUGUACCCGACCUGUCGAAAUCCUUUGAGCUCUACGACGUUACGGACCCUUCUUCCCCCUUCGCCAUCGUCUCACCAGUCCCGCCGCACGCCUAUUUCCUCCCCAACGACUCUCUCCCUCACAUGCGACCCUCGCAUGCCCCUGAAACCCGCCCCUGGGAGACCCGGGCGGUGGUGCGUUUGGAUGAGCUGGGGGGCGGUGUGCGCCAGUACGAAGUGUGGUGCCGCUACAUAUUGCCUGCGAGCACGUGGCUCUCGUGGGGCGUCCCCAUCUUCAGCGCCCUCCUCGCCCUCCUCCUUGUGCUGCUCGUGCUGGUGGCUGCACGGCUACAGCGGGCCAAGUUCUUUCAGACGCAGGAGCAGGUGGCGGAGGCAGACAGGCUCCGGAGGAAGGCGGAGGAUGCAGAGGCGUCUAAGAGCAUGUUUGUGGCAUCGAUGUCGCAUGAGCUCAGGACGCCAAUGGUUGGGAUUAUUGGCAUGCUCGAUGCUCUGGCGGAGAUGGCCCUCCACCCCCUUGAGCUCUCAGACGUACAAAUGGCACGGGCCUCCGCAACGGAUGCACUGCACCUGGUCAACCGAGUGCUCGACCUGGCGAAGCUGCAGGCAGGCAAGGCCGUGGUGGACGAGACGGUCGUUGAUGUGCGCGCAUGGCUCAAUACGGCGUUGGAGUGGCACGCAGAGGAUGCACAUGCCAAGAACAUUGAGUUGCGUGGCACGGUUGACGAAGGCGUUCCUGCUCAUGUCAUUGCGGACCAGAUGCACCUCUCCAAAGUGCUCAAAGAAAUCACAGAUAAUGCAGUCAAGUUCACGACACAAGGCCACGUAACGGUGCGUGUGUCCCUGGGGCCACAAGGAGCAAGCUUGCAAGACACCCUUAACUGGCAGGUCCCUUCGACAGCCCUCCCCUACACACCCCCUCAUACAACUGGCAACUGGCCACCCGCCUGGUUCUGUUCGAGAGGAGGCUGGCUAGAGGCUAGGCAGAGAUCGUCAGCAGCAACACGCACAAGGGAUGACAGAGGCCACGGAAGCAGGCAGAGAGGCCAUAACAGCAGGCAAUGCAGGCGAUUCCCCAUGAGCCAUGAUGAGCGGCGUGAGAUGGGGCACGGCGUGAGAUGGCAGGGCAGGAGCGGAAGCCCAUGUCUGCUGGUGGUGGCGUGCCAAGAUUCGGGAUGUGGCCUCCCACCGUCGCUUCACAGGGCCGAGGGCAAUGGAGGGGCUUCUUACUUCUCACUCACGGAGUCGUGGGAGCAGAGGGAGGCGAGGAGAGGGUCAGGCGCAGCACUUGGGCUCGUGCUGGUGCAGCAAAUGGUGACUCUAAUGAAGGGGGAGUUAGCCUUCGACUCACGGCCCAGGUGUGGCUCCACAGUUGCAUUCUGUGUGCCUGUAUCCAACCCCUCGUUACAAGAACACUGCUUAGAGUCACCGCAGUUGGAGGAACAGGAACCGCAGCAGGGGCAGAGUCAGCAGCAUCACCAGCGCCAGCAAUGGGAGGUGGUAUGGCAUGGCAAUGGCCAAGACAGGAAGUCAGGAGAUUUUCCAGGUGCCUCCAGCAGUGCUUACAAGCAGGAGGCGGGUUCAGGGGAUUGUUCAGGUGCUGGCAACAGAAUGCAGAAUGAGGAGUCUAUGAGGUCGGAAGAAUGCAGAGAGAAAUCGCAGCAGCAGCAGAGCCAGGAGAAUUCUCAGGCGGUCCAGCAAAACCAGAACCAGCAGUCGCAGCGGCAGCAGCAAUCACCACAGGAGCGAUUACUAGCGGGGACGAGGAGGGUACGUAGUGAAGGAGCGGGAUCGAGAGCAGUCGAGAGAGCAGAAACAGGGAGUGAAAGAGAGAGGCUGAGUGUGAGGCACCCACGAUUCAUCUCCAAUGCUGCUGGCACUGGCACGCAUGGACCUGCAGCAGCAGCGGCAGACGCUGUCACACGUGCGUGCCUCAUGGGCCUGCGCGUGUUGGUGGUGGACGACACGCCCGUCAACCUCAUGGUGGCCCGCCGCACGCUCGCUCGCUGGGGGGCGGUUGUAGUGACAGCAGGCAGCGGGGAGGAGGCUGUUAGGAUGCUUGUUGCGAGCAUGGGGGAAGCAAAAAUGCAAGAGUCAGCUGGAGAGGUAGUUGGGAAGGAAGCAGAGGAGGAAGUUGGGGAGGCAGGUGGGGAGGCAGGUGGGGGGGCAUUUGGGGAGGCAGGGGGGGAGGCCGGCUCUACGAUGGCAGCUGAGGGCGAGGUGGGGGGAAGAAGGGAUGGGGGCCAGACGAGAGGAGUCACUGGGUGCCGAACCUGCCAGCAUGGCUUUGACCUGGUGCUCAUGGAUCUGCAGAUGCCCGGCAUGGAUGGGUUUGGGGCAACAGAGGCCAUUCGGGCUCACGAAAGGCACAUGGGGUUUGGAAUGUUUCAGAGGCAAGGCGAGGAGGAACAUGCCAGCAUUGGAUGGAGUCAGGAAGGAAAGGAAACUAGGCCGGGUGUGAUGCCAGGAAGAGCGUGGUGGCAUGGUGGCACAGCAGCGGGAGAGCGUGCAAUGGUGCUGCAAACAGUGGUGGUAGAGUCCGUUGUAACGCAUGGGGGCGGGGAGAGGGAGGUGUAUUUGGGGCAGGUAGUAACUGGUGGAGGUGAGGAGGGGGGCGGCAUGGGGCCGGGAGUAGCAUCAAUGCAUGUCCAUGGGAAUGGUGAUGGUGAAGCAGAGGAUAGGCCAGAGGAGCAUGAUGACAUUCGGGAACCAAGUUUUGGGAAUGGGGAGAGGAGGCCCUCGCUUGUACAUGAGGGGUUGGUUGAUAGCGGGGUCGACCGGCCUGCUGCAAGGCCUGCAGGUAGCGAAUGGCUCGAGAGAAUCCAUGAGGAUGCAGAGGCGCCGCGAGGGGUGAGAGAAUGCGGGGGACGGCAACAGGCUGAUGUCGGUGAGCGGCAGAGUUUUGAGGAUGUGCCGGGAAUCCCAAGGAAACCUCAAACGCACCCGUCUGCCACGAGUGAGCAGCAAAGACCACUUCGCCUUCCCAUAAUGGCGCUGACAGCAGACGUGGAUCAUGGAGUGGUGCAGAGGUGUGCGGAAGGGGGUUUUGACGGUGUGCUUCAGAAGCCAGUGGACGCCCACCUGCUGGCAGCCCACCUCAGCCAAACGCACUUCCAGCAGUCACUCACUCGGGUCGCUUCCCAGCCGGCUUUACCGUGAUUCAAAUAGCCGGCUAGAGGGGUUUUUUAAAUGAGUUUUCAGAAAAGGCGGUGAAUGCCUGCUGGCUUCACUUCAGAGCCAGCGUUCAGGUUUUCCCCACAGGGAGGGAUGGCUUGUUUUGUUAAAACCACAGGCUAAAAUAUGGUAGCUGAGGGGGGCUUCAAAUGAGCCCCUCUCGAAGCAGGGGCACUUUUUGAGAAAUUUGGGUUGCUAGUGCGAAAUUGCAGGGAACUUUUGGGGCAGUUGCGCUGAUACGAACCCACCAUCAUCCACACCAACGGGAGGUUGGGCGAUUUCGGAUCGCGUGCGACGACGCACGACAGUUCAGUUCAGACAAGGAAAGGAAGCUGCGAUUGGGGCGUGUUCUUAUGUUAAAAUCCACCACACCACCCCUCUCGAAAUUGUAGGGAUUCUGCGCUGUGACGCAACGUGGAGCGAAGUGAGAUGCAAAUGUGAGGCAGGGCGCCUAGUGUGAACACGCUACAACCAGUAGAUUCUGAGAACUAGCCAUACGCACCAAAAGACUAGAAACCAAAGAAUGU
Messenger RNA from Closterium sp. NIES-67, 4987 nucleotides. Lineage: Eukaryota; Viridiplantae; Streptophyta; Zygnematophyceae; Desmidiales; Closteriaceae. The record is from the annotation of a GenBank genome assembly.